Molecule: messenger RNA, 246 nt
Organism: Dentiscutata erythropus
Lineage: Eukaryota; Fungi; Glomeromycota; Glomeromycetes; Diversisporales; Gigasporaceae
Source: the annotation of a GenBank genome assembly
AAAAAAAAAGUUUUUGCAAUGAGCCAAAUUAGAAGUGACAUUUUAUAUACUCGUAAAAUAAAAGAAACUAGAGAAUGUGAACAAGAAAUGCAACGGCUUCAUAUAGCUGUACCAAUUCCUAAUAAUGAAGAUAAAGAACUUGAACCAGAUAGUGAUGAACUUUAUCAAGUUAGUGAUGAAGAUAGCAAUGAAAUAAAUUCUAAAGAUAAUAAUAAAGUAAUAAUUAGAGAAGAAGAACAAAGAUGA